GGCCGGGGCGACGAGGAGCUGGGCUGGAGAGCUAAAGCGAGCGCGAGAAAGCAAGAGAGCGCGGCGCCGGCGGCUCUGGAGAAGAAGGCGGAGGGGGAAGAACAGCAGGGGCAGCAGGCAGCGGCGGCGACCGCCCGGGGUGAUGGUACAGGCUCCCCGGGCCGGCGCGGGGCUGCCGGGCUGAGGACGCCCGUUCGGGUCUGCAGCGCCGCCGCGUCGCUCCCGGGGCCGGCCCGGGCGAGCGGGCGGGAAGAUGCUGAGCAGGCUGAUGAGCGGCAGCAGCAGGAGCCUGGAGCGCGAGUACAGCUGCACCGUGCGGCUGCUGGACGACAGCGAGUACACCUGCACCUUCCAGAGAGAUGCCAAGGGCCAGUACCUGUUUGACCUUCUUUGCCACCACCUGAACCUACUUGAGAAAGACUACUUUGGCAUACGCUUUGUGGACCCAGAUAAGCAGCGGCAUUGGUUGGAGUUCACGAAGUCUGUGGUGAAGCAACUGAGAUCGCAGCCUCCAUUCACCAUGUGCUUCCGUGUGAAAUUUUACCCUGCAGACCCUGCUGCCCUGAAAGAAGAAAUCACCAGGUAUCUAGUCUUCCUGCAGAUCAAAAGGGAUCUCUAUCAUGGCCGCCUCCUCUGUAAAACAUCUGACGCUGCCUUGUUAGCAGCUUAUAUCCUUCAAGCGGAGAUUGGAGAUUACGACCCAGGAAAACACCCUGAAGGCUACAGUUCCAAGUUCCAGUUUUUUCCUAAACAUUCAGAGAAGCUGGAAAGGAAAAUUGCUGAGAUUCACAAGACAGAACUCAGCGGUCAAACACCAGCAACAUCCGAGCUGAACUUCUUAAGAAAAGCACAGACGUUGGAGACCUAUGGAGUGGAUCCUCACCCCUGUAAGGAUGUGUCAGGAAAUGCUGCAUUUCUGGCCUUCACUCCUUUUGGGUUUGUCGUUCUUCAAGGAAACAAGAGGGUCCAUUUCAUUAAAUGGAACGAGGUGACCAAGCUGAAAUUUGAAGGAAAGACUUUCUAUUUAUAUGUAAGUCAGAAAGAGGAAAAGAAAAUUAUUCUCACAUAUUUUGCUCCGACUCCAGAAGCCUGCAAGCACCUCUGGAAAUGUGGAAUCGAGAACCAAGCCUUCUACAAGCUGGAGAAGUCAAGCCAAGUCCGCACAGUGUCCAGCAGCAAUUUAUUCUUUAAAGGGAGCCGGUUCCGAUACAGUGGCCGAGUUGCAAAGGAAGUAAUGGAAUCAAGUGCCAAGAUCAAACGGGAGCCACCAGAAAUACACAGAGCGGGGAUGGUGCCCAGCCGGAGCUGCCCCUCCAUCACCCAUGGCCCUCGGCUUAGCAGCGUCCCCAGGACCCGCAGAAGAGCUGUCCACAUCUCCAUCAUGGAAGGUCUUGAAUCCCUACGGGACAGUGCCCAUUCUACCCCAGUGCGAUCGUCUUCCCAUGGGGACAACUUCCUGCCUCAUGUGAGGAGUAGCCGAGCAGACAGCAACGAGCGAGUAGCUGUGAUUUCGGACGAGGCCUACAGCCCUGCAGACAGUGUGCUGCCCACUCCUGUGGCAGAGCACAGCCUGGAGCUGAUGCUGCUCUCCCGGCAGAUCAAUGGAGCCACCUGUAGCAUCGAAGAGGAGAAGGAGUCCGAGGCCAGCACCCCAACUACAACAGAGGCGGAGACGCUGGGAAGAGAGCUGAGGGCCCUGUGUCAGGGGCAUGGCAGGCCGGAGGAGGAACAGGUGAAUAAGUUUGUUUUAAGUGUCCUCCGUUUGCUCCUUGUGACCAUGGGACUCCUCUUUGUUUUGCUCCUCCUCCUGAUCAUCCUUACCGAGUCUGACCUUGACAUUGCCUUUUUCCGAGAUAUCCGCCAGACCCCUGAGUUUGAACAAUUCCACUAUCAAUACUUUUGUCCCCUCAGGCGAUGGUUUGCCUGCAAAAUCCGCUCAGUGGUGAGCCUGCUCAUUGACACCUGAGAAGGCAUGACUUCUCCCAAUAACUAGCCAGGUGGACGCAGGACCCCGGCUAUCCUCCCAGCAAUGGGCCCAUCGCGGAACCAUCGGCACACACACCACGUCCUCCCAUGCAUCAGAGCCCACUACAGCCUAGGAGGGGUCUUCCCAGGAGGAGGAAGGGAUAGGCGCAGGCCCUGUCCACACAAACUGGGAAAACUCAUUUCCUCCAGAGGUCCUCUCAAGAAAGACUCAGCAACUUUUGUUUCUCAUCUUUCGAUUUGCAGGAUUUUUGGUUUUGACUUUUGAUUUUUCAUAGAUGUUAUUUUGAAAGUAUCAAAUAAAAAUAAUUUAUUUUACUAUUACUCAUUAUCAGUGUCACCUAGCAGAUGGGAUGCUAACUGAAGACCAGAGCGCCGUUGUCCUCUGUGUUUUGCAGCAGCUUUCCUGCUGGUGCUCAGGUUCGGAGAGACGCGGGCCUGCAGCCGGAGUGGGGCAGGCCAGGGGUCUGCAUGGUGGAGACUGCUUAGGUUUUCUUGCGAGAGAGCUUUUUUUAAAAAAAAAUCCAUGUGGAAUGAUUAAAUGGAAAGUUGCUUCUUAUGAUGGUCUGAGUUGGAUUUUCUUUUCCUUUUGUUUUUUCAAAUCUGAGCGAAGUGGGCAUCUGAAGGGACCACCGCCAAGCCAGCAGCAGAAGGGGUAGGGUAAGUCUGUCCCCUUAGACUAGAGCCUAGUGGGCCUCACCUUGUUGUGAAAAAGGCUUCUGUGAUGUUUCCUGAAGAACCUCAAGACUUGAGAGAGUUCCAGGGCGGGAAAUGAAUUCAGUGGUGCCAGAGGGCGCCAUCAGAUAUAUUGGACAAAGUAGUUACCAGAUGCCAGAGCUAAGUGAUCUGAAAAUGCUGGGAUGCAGAGAGCAGUACUUAUUUUGUACACAAUGUGCCCCCUAAGAAAACCCUCUCAAUUUAUAUUUUAACAGCAAAAUGUUAUUUUCUUACCUAUUCAUACUUUGUUUUUACUUUAUGGAUUAAGAAAACACAGCCUGAUGAACAAAGUGAUGCAAGAAAUUGAUCCUGAGACUAGAAACCAUCAGAAAAUAAGAUUCUAAGAUCAACACACAGCCUUGGAAGGGACCAAGAGAUGCUACAAAAUACAGAAGGUGACUGUGGCAGAGACCAACACUUAGAUGGAGAAAUGCUGCCCCUAGGGUCACCCUCUGCACUGGGAAGUUCUAGGACUAUACUUGCCAUCAUAGCUGAGGGAAGAAAACCUUGGGAGUUCACAGAAGCAUAGGGACACUAGGGGUGGGUGUGAGGGCAAGCUCCCUCGGCCUGAGCUCUGCAGCACUUAAAACCGAUCACACACAAAGUCUUGUUUUCAUCUCAGGGAGAAAUUUCUGUGUCAUCUGGGCCUGAGGACUUACUUAAGGGUGGUCAGUGGAUACUUGAAGUCCACACAGCAGCAGAGUAGCUAACACCACUAUGAUGAUGGACAGGCCCAAAUACAGAGCAGGAUACGUUACCUGCAGAUCUGAUCUCCCCUAAUUUGUUGGGAAGAUGGCAGAGCCAUGUCCAUGUCCAGACUAUGACAGCCAUGGCCAAAUUGGGGGUGGGGGUCAUUUUAAAGAUAGCAAAGUUACCUUUUUCAUCUAGAGGUCAGCAAACUUCUCCUGGAAAAUGUCACAUAAUAAAUAUUUCAGUUUUGUGGGCCAUACUCUGUUACAACUACUCAAUUCUACCAUCAUAGCACAAAAACAGCCACAGAUAAAGCAUACAUGAAAGAACAAGGCUGUGUUCCAAUAAAGCUCAAUAAAAAUAGAAGUAGGCUGAAUUUGGCCUACAGGCUGUAAUAAGCCAACCCUGAUGGAGACAAUAAAACUGACCAUAUGUUAGCAGAAGAAGGUCACCUCUGCUCGAUUUCUGGCAUAUGUUAAAGACCCACAAGGGUUCCCAGUGGAGGUGCUGGGGCUGCUUGUUUACAGGGUGCUCAAACAACAAACCAGCAAAGAUACCAGAAGCCAAGAUGAGCCAGAUGAAGUACUAGAAUACUAAAAUGUGGCAAAUCUAAGAAUGUAGGUGGGCCUCUCUGAUCACCCUCAUACCAGCAACAAUUUGGGCAGAAUCACAAACAUCUACUUACCAAGUAACAAGAAAAAUCAAGGGAGACCCUUGUGAAGAUAAAGGAUCACUUAAAACCAACUAGCCACUGCCACUUGUCAUCUGCAUAGCAAAGGCUUUAUUUGGCACAGGACUAAAGUGAAAAAUAACCAAGAGAUGAAAGGGCUGUCUGGAGAUGGGGCUGGUGGCAUCAUGGAUCUCCACUGUCUUGUGCAGCACAGCACAUGACCUAGUGUAGUGCUCCUACCUCAGUCUGUAGAGCUCAGUCUCCAAAGUGAGCAAUCGCCAUGCCUCUGACCUGGCCUGUCCCCGUGGGAGAGAUGCAUAGCUCUGCCUGGUGUGCUUCUUGUGUCAAGUUCUGACAGUACGGUACAGUGGUCCAUGCCAUUCCAGCAACCCAGCAGAAAUGCUGGGAACAUGUUUUUCCUAGGGCUUAUUCCACAAAAUAUGGACAGAGAAAUUUCCUUCAGUUUGUUUCUCAAAUAGUGUUUGAAUAACAAACCUUUGUUGGCGACUAGUCUUUUUUGGUAUCUACUCACUAUUAAAAGUUGUUCCACGGGCCGGGGAUUUAGCUCAGUGGUUCCACUGCCUGCCUCGCAAGCGCAAGGUCCCGAGUUUGAUCCCCCGAACCAAAAAAAAAAAAAAAAAAGUUGUUUCAGUUUUUAAUCCGGUUUUACUAUGUUCUAUUGUCUCUUCGUUUUCUCUCAAAGUUAGUUUUAUCUCACUGUAGAAAAAGCAAUGGUUUCCGUCCUGUGCUCUGUCAGAGGAAAUAACUCUUACUGAAGAAUAGUGUACCACAUCUUUAAGCAAUAGAGGGUAAACUACCUGCAAAUGUGAAUUUCUUAGUUUCAUUUACAAAUAUAUAGUUGUUAACCUUUCGUGUGCCAAAAAUUCUUAAGUUACAUUUCCCUUCAAAACAAUGUACUUUUUUCUACAUAUGCAGUAUGUAGUUAGCAUAAAAUCACUGGUGCCAGGAAGAUUAUUUUUAAACUUAAAUAAAUAUUUAAAUACCAUGGAGAGUGGGCUCUUUUUUUAACCUACAGCUUGUCUCGCUUUAUCAAAAGUUACUAGCUAGCUCAGGAGCACAGUACCAGCCUGACAAGUGCAAGGUCCUGAGUUUGAUUCCCGGUACAAAAAAAAAAAAAAAGUUAUAGCACACAGAUGAAUGGGUACCAGUGGGAUUCACUCAGCCAACUGCUGUUCACAAUUGGGGUCAUAUCAAACUUUGCUUCUGUCUGUCCUCAGCCCCCCCCCAUAAAUACUGUUAGAAACCGAGAAGCUACAAAUAGAGAAUGAUUUUAAAGAUGAAUUGGGCCGGGGAUUUAGCUCAGUGGUUCCAGUGCCUGCCUCACAAGCGCAAGGUCCCGAGUUUGAUCCCCAGUACCAAAAAAAAAAAAAAAAAGAUGAAUUGGAACCCCUUUUGUAUUAUAGUCAUGCGGUCUUAUGUAUGAUAAACAGUUGAAUAAUUUGUC
Messenger RNA from Heterocephalus glaber (naked mole-rat), 5525 nucleotides. RefSeq names its product FERM domain containing 5 (gene Frmd5). Gene Ontology annotation, molecular function: cytoskeletal protein binding. The record is from RefSeq and is a predicted model, not a curated record. Gene Ontology annotation, biological process: actomyosin structure organization. Gene Ontology annotation, cellular component: cytoskeleton. Lineage: Eukaryota; Metazoa; Chordata; Mammalia; Rodentia; Bathyergidae.